AUGGUAGGUGGUCACCAGCCGCAGUCGACGGGAGGCGCCAACUGCACGGGCACUAUGAUGAACAUACUGAACAUAGACGCCGAGAACCGGGUGGUGCUGAACGUCGGCGGCAUCAGGCACGAGACCUACAAGGCCACCCUGAAGAAAAUACCCGCCACGAGAUUGAGUCGGCUGACCGAGGCGUUGGCCAACUAUGACCCGGUGCUAAACGAAUACUUCUUCGACAGACAUCCCGGCGUGUUUGCUCAGGUCCUCAACUAUUACAGGACGGGUAAACUUCAUUACCCGACGGAUGUUUGCGGGCCGUUGUUCGAAGAGGAAUUGGAGUUUUGGGGUCUGGACGCGAACCAAGUGGAACCCUGUUGCUGGAUGACCUACACCCAGGUAAGUUCUUACUCAACCGAUUUGCAUCCGUAA
Macrosiphum euphorbiae (potato aphid) is the source of this 417-nucleotide messenger RNA. NCBI's taxonomy places the organism in Eukaryota, Metazoa, Arthropoda, Insecta, Hemiptera, Aphididae. The record is from the annotation of a GenBank genome assembly.